AUGACAUCGAUACAUGGCUUAUGGACGUGGUGGUUAACGUUGAUUCUGUUGCUGUUGCGGUUUACUUACGGCGAUGAGAAUGUGGAACCGCAGAAUGUAACCUCUGUCACUGAAGAAAUACCAACGACAACAACACCUUCCGGACCGGCAUCCGCCGAUAGACUCGGAGUACCUCGAUGUGAGUCCAACUACGAUUGUGUUCACAAUGGAUUAUGUCGAAAAGAUGCCGAUGGUUACGGUAGAUGUCUGUGCCCAAGGAGCUGCCCACCUUAUAUACCCAUGGACUGCAUGAAGCAAGGAUCUUCUUCGUACUAUCGUCUACGUCAACGGUAUCGUUACGAACUGCCAUGUGGUGUAAUGGACUCUAGUUACAAAAAGAAGUACGAUCUGCCAAGCCCACAAUGCCACCAGGUUUGUUUUUCUUGUCUGAAGUCGUUAUUUUUUAGUUCAUAA
Cooperia oncophora is the source of this 453-nucleotide messenger RNA. NCBI's taxonomy places the organism in Eukaryota, Metazoa, Nematoda, Chromadorea, Rhabditida, Trichostrongylidae. The record is from the annotation of a GenBank genome assembly.